This is a messenger RNA of Planococcus citri (citrus mealybug), 907 nucleotides long. Its product is annotated as protein obstructor-E-like. Bases 100 to 843 code for a protein of 247 amino acids. Gene Ontology annotation, cellular component: extracellular region. The record is from RefSeq and is a predicted model, not a curated record. Lineage: Eukaryota; Metazoa; Arthropoda; Insecta; Hemiptera; Pseudococcidae. The transcript is spliced from 5 exons. Gene Ontology annotation, molecular function: chitin binding.
AACUUGGAAUCGUACCUAUAUGAAUUCUAAAUCUUAUCGCAUUUGUCUACAUAUUGCGCUCAAUGUGACUGUACUUGAAUGAUAAUACAAUAGGUCGCGAUGAUACUCACGAAGCAAUGCUCUUUACAGAUAUUCUUAUUAGCUGUGAUAUUUUGUAGUCUCGGAGUUUCCGGCCAAGAAUUCAAAUGUCCACCGAAAAAUGGCUUUUAUCCAGAUCCCAUACAGUGCGACUUGUACUACCAUUGUUACAGUGGUGAACUGGAAGAGAAGCUUUGUCCGGACGGUUUAGUGUUCGAUGACUCGAAUCCUAACCACGAACGAUGCGACAUUCCUGUAAAUGUUGAUUGCGUAGAUAGGAAAGAAUUACAGGAACCCAAACCAAGUAAAGGAUGUCCACGAGCUAAUGGAAUUUACAGACACUGGGAUACUCAAGUUUGCGAUAAAUUCGUAAACUGUGUCGAAGGUAAAGCCAACGAAUUACCUUGUCCUCCCGGGCUCAUAUACGAUGACUCAAAAAGCAAUUGCGCUUGGCCAGCUGAUAAUUUAAGAACUGAUUGUACUAAUACCAAAAGAGAAAUCCUAGAAGAUGGAUUCUCAUGCCCAACUGGUGAAGUGGUCGGUCCUAAUGGAAGGGUUCUACCCCAUCCCACAUUUCCUCACCCUGAAGACUGCCAGAAAUUCUAUAUUUGUAGAAAUGGAGUUACUCCACAAUAUGGUAGCUGCUCUGCAGGCUCCGUUUAUAACGAUAUCACCUUCCAAUGCGACGAACCAGAGAAUGUUCCCGGAUGCGAGAACUGGUUCGAAGAAGAAGAUAAAAAUAAAAAUGCAACCAAGAAGACGUGAACUUUAUUCUAUGUAGCCAUUUUCUUAAUAUUACUUUCAAAUUAUAUUAUUAAUUUUUUCUAAU